This is a messenger RNA of Xenopus tropicalis (tropical clawed frog), 2116 nucleotides long. It is a transcript of the gene tmed4, whose product is annotated as transmembrane p24 trafficking protein 4. The record is from RefSeq and is marked provisional. Lineage: Eukaryota; Metazoa; Chordata; Amphibia; Anura; Pipidae. Gene Ontology annotation, cellular component: cytoplasm; endoplasmic reticulum membrane; membrane. Bases 75 to 719 code for a protein of 214 amino acids. The transcript is spliced from 5 exons.
CUUGCCUAUUUUGCUGUCCGUACCUGCACGUCAUGUCUCCCCUCGAUUUAUGUUCCGGGACCCCAAAAUCAUGCAUGUUUUUGCUUCUCCUUGGCAUACUGCAAUUUGGCUUAUCAAGAGGACUUUACUUCCACAUUGGCGAGACGGAAAAACGCUGCUUCAUUGAGGAAAUCCCAGACGAGACCAUGGUGAUAGGUAAUUACAAAACCCAGUUAUGGGACAAGCAAUCUGAAACAUUUCUCCCCUCUACUCCUGGCCUUGGUAUGCACGUGGAGGUGAAGGACAGUGAUGGAAAGGUCAUACUUUCGAGACAAUACGGAUCUGAAGGGAGAUUUACGUUCACCUCACAUACGCCGGGCGAGCAUCAAAUUUGCCUUCACUCUAAUUCAACACGAAUGUCCUUUUUUGCUGGAGGCAAGCUGAGGGUUCACUUGGACAUCCAGAUUGGGGAACACACCAAUAAUUACCCAGAGAUUGCAGCAAAGGACAAACUAACAGAGCUGCAGCUCAGGGUUAGACAGCUGUUGGAUCAAGUGGAGCAAAUUCAGAAGGAGCAGAACUACCAGAGGUACCGAGAGGAGCGGUUCCGAUUGACCAGCGAGAGCACCAACCAAAGAGUCCUGUGGUGGUCCAUUGCCCAGACCCUAAUCCUUAUUCUUACAGGCAUCUGGCAAAUGAGACAUCUCAAGAGCUUCUUUGAAGCCAAGAAGCUUGUGUGAAGCCUCUUACGUUGUACAUUUACUUGACCCAAUAUGUCCCCAGACAUAUGCACACUACACACCAAUAAACGUACCCAUGCAGCAGGUCCCCACACACACACAAACCAGCUCACACAAUAUUUUAACCAAUAAUACAGCAGAAAUGUGCAUUUGUAACUGAGAGCUCAAAUGAUGCCACUACAUUUUUUACCUGUGUAACCCUUUUUCUGAUGUGAGGUUACGGCCAGACUGAUGGGAGUGGCUAGCCACCGCUUUUCAUUGAGUAUGUUCAAAGUUGCCUACCUCCAACAUUUUGGCAGUAAUGUUACCAUGCCGAGAAAGGAGUUGCCCCACUGCCAACCUCUAUGAGGUCUCCAGCAGAGUGGCAUCCAUAGCACAGUUGUCCAGUUACAACCGCACACUGAAAUCCUACAUCUGUCAGCAGUCAUGGCAGAAGAGUUGAACCCCUGUUACCCAAUAAAGAAUGUUACUGGUUAAGUGCUUUGGUGGCUGAUCAGUGCAUUCUUGUGUAGUAGGCUUGCCCCUAUGAAUCCAACUGAGAAAACAACUACCAAUCAGAACCACUCUUAUCCACUGCACGGUUGCACACAUUUAUAAACAUUGGAAACUUUUUAACUGUUCCCGCCAGCUUUAUAAGAUGUAUCAACUACUUCUGCAGCUGAUUGUUGCCUGUUUUAUUUUUAGUCCAGUUUGUAUUCUAACUUGAAAAUGAAAACCAUGGACUCAUUUGCUGCAAAAGAGACUUUUUGUUUAAAUUUUUCUUUUAAAAUUGGUUCCUUUUGUCAGUUUGGGUCCAAUCUCUAUAUCUAAUGUGACCAGUUGUACCCAGCUUCUAUCAGUCACAUGCUGCUAGCCAUUCCCAUACACCUGUGAUAUGUGGGAAUAGCUUUUCCAGCAUCAGGCACUGUAUCACGUAUAAAGUUCAGUGAAGCAGUAAUAAUAUAGGUUAUUUUGUGAUAAAACAGAAUAAUAAUGUUUUUGGCAAAUGUAUUUAUAGCAGGGGGGGGUUAUUGUAGUUUAGUUUCAGUGUGAAUUUUAGUAUUUUUGUCUAUGAACAGUCAACAUUCAAAUGCAGAAAGAAUACAAUUCCAGUUAGAUAAACAGCAAGUGGAAGGAAAGCCUCACAGGCUGUUUGGGGGGAUAUAAGAAUUCAUAGGAGGUGGUGGGAUUUAGCCCACUUAUUUUCUGUACCCACCAUUCAUGUUUGUAUACAAUUACCUACCGGCCAGAUCAGCAGUUGCAAAUACAAGUUUCCUUACACAACUCUUAAAUGUACAGAGAGUGGGUGAAUGAAUGGCAGAUCUAACUCACAGCCCAGGUUUGUUGUUUAUAUUUUAUUCACAAAUGUUGAAUUUGAGUCAUUUUUGGAUUGUAAUAAAAAAAGAGUUGUGACAAUA